This is a messenger RNA of Chelonoidis abingdonii (Abingdon island giant tortoise), 4777 nucleotides long. The record is from RefSeq and is a predicted model, not a curated record. Lineage: Eukaryota; Metazoa; Chordata; Testudines; Testudinidae.
AAAGUUUAAUCUUUUAUAGGUAUCUUUUCAAUGAUGCUGAAGUAAAACCAUUUGAUUCUGCUCAGCUUGCUUCUGAAUGUUUUGGUGGAGAAAUGACUACCAAGACAUAUGAUUCUGUCACUGAUAAAUUUAUGGACUUCUCCUUUGAAAAGACACAUAGUGCGUACAUGCUGUUUUAUAAACGGAUGGAACCAGAGGAGGAAAAUGGCAGAGACUACAAGUUUGAUGUUUCAUCAGAGUUGCUGGAGUGGAUAUGGCAUGAUAACAUGCAGUUUCUUCAAGACAAGAACAUUUUUGAACAUACAUAUUUUGGGUUUAUGUGGCAGUUGUGUAGUAGCAUUCCAAGCACAUUACCAGAUCCAAAAGCAGUUUCCCUAAUGACAGCAAAGUUAAGCACUUCCUUUGUUCUGGAGACAUUUAUCCAUUCAAAAGAAAAGCCCACAAUGCUUCAGUGGAUUGAACUGUUAACAAAGCAGUUUAAUAACAGUCAGGCAGCUUGUGAGUGGUUUUUGGAUCGGAUGGCUGAUGAUGAUUGGUGGCCAAUGCAGAUUCUAAUCAAGUGUCCCAAUCAAAUUGUGAGGCAGAUGUUCCAGCGCUUGUGUAUUCAUGUGAUACAAAGACUGAGGCCAGUGCAUGCACAUCUGUAUCUACAACCAGGAAUGGAAGACUGUUCGGAUGACAUGGAUGGUCCUGUGGAAGACAUUGGUAGCCGCUCAUGUGUAACUCGCUUUGUGAAGACGCUCUUGUCAAUUAUGGAGCAUGGUGUUAAACCUCACAGUAAACAUCUCACGGAAUACUUUGCAUUUCUUUAUGAAUUUGCCAAAAUGGGAGAAGAAGAGAGUCAGUUCUUGCUUUCAUUGCAAGCCAUAUCAACAAUGGUGCAUUUCUACAUGGGAACUAAAGGACCUGAAAAUCCGCAAGUUGAAGUGCUAUCUGAAGAGGAAGGAGAGGAGGAGGAGGAGGAAGAAGACAUUCUUUCAUUAGCAGAAGAAAAAUACAGACCUGCUGCACUUGAAAAGAUGAUUGCCCUGAUUGCUCUUCUGGUUGAACAGUCUCGCUCAGAAAGGCACUUGACUUUGUCACAAAACGACAUGGCAGCAUUAACAGGAGGGAAGGGUUUUCCUUUCUUGUUUCAACAUAUCCGUGAUGGCAUCAAUAUCAGGCAAACCUGCAAUCUCAUUUUCAGCCUGUGUCGGUACAAUAAUCGACUUGCGGAACACAUUGUGUCCAUGCUUUUCACAUCUAUAGCAAAGUUGACUCCUGAGGCAGCCAAUCCUUUUUUCAAAUUGCUGACCAUGCUAAUGGAGUUUGCUGGCGGUCCUCCAGGAAUGCCACCCUUUGCUUCUUACAUCCUGCAGAGGAUAUGGGAGGUGAUUGAAUACAAUCCAUCUCAGUGCCUGGAUUGGCUGGCAGUGCAGACACCUCGAAAUAAACUAGCACACAGUUGGGUGCUGCAAAAUAUGGAGAACUGGGUUGAACGUUUUCUUUUGGCACACAAUUAUCCUAGAGUGAGAACUUCUGCAGCCUACCUUUUGGUGUCACUUAUUCCAAGCAAUUCAUUCCGUCAAAUGUUCCGAUCAACUCGAUCCUUGCAUAUCGCUACACGUGACCUGCCUCUCAGUCCAGAUACUACAGUAGUUCUUCAUCAAGUCUACAAUGUACUUCUUGGCCUGCUUUCAAGAGCAAAACUGUAUGUUGAUGCUGCUGUUCACGGCACUACUAAACUGGUGCCCUACUUUAGUUUCAUGACUUACUGUUUAAUCUCAAAAACUGAGAAACUUAUGUUUUCCACAUAUUUCAUGGACUUGUGGAACCUUUUCCAGCCUAAACUUUCUGAGCCAGCUAUAGCCACCAACCACAACAAACAGGCUUUGCUCUCUUUUUGGUAUAACGUAUGUGUUGACUGCCCAGAGAAUGUACGCCUUAUUGUACAGAAUCCUGUGGUGACAAAGAACAUUGCCUUCAAUUACAUUCUAGCAGACCAUGAUGAUCAGGAUGUGGUGCUCUUUAACCGUGGGAUGCUGCCUGCCUAUUAUGGCAUUCUGCGAUUAUGCUGCGAACAGUCACCUGCAUUCACAAGACAGCUGGCUUCUCAUCAAAAUAUCCAGUGGGCCUUUAAGAAUCUCACACCACAUGCCAGUCAAUACCCAGGAGCAGUAGAAGAGCUGUUUAACCUCAUGCAACUGUUUGUAGCUCAGAGGCCAGAUAUGAGAGAAGAGGAGAUAGAAGACAUAAAGCAAUUUAAGAAAACAACCAUAAGCUGUUAUCUGCGCUGCUUGGAUGGACGGUCUUGUUGGACUACUUUAAUAAGUGCCUUCAGAAUAUUAUUAGAAUCUGAUGAAGACAGACUUCUUGUUGUGUUUAAUAGAGGCUUAAUCCUGAUGACUGAGUCCUUUAACACGUUGCACAUGAUGUAUCAUGAGGCCACAGCUUGUCACGUGACUGGAGACCUAGUGGAACUUUUGUCAAUAUUCCUUUCGGUCCUUAAAUCAACACGGCCAUAUCUUCAGAGAAAAGAUGUGAAGCAAGCGCUAAUCCAGUGGCAGGAGCGAAUUGAAUUUGCCCAUAAACUCUUAACUCUGCUAAAUUCUUACAGUCCUUCAGAACUUAGAAAUGCUUGCAUUGAUGUCCUCAAGGAGCUUGUGCUUUUAAGCCCUCAUGAUUUCCUGCACACUUUGGUUCCAUUUCUGCAGCACAACCAUUGUACAUACCACCACAGUAAUAUCCCAAUGUCUCUUGGACCUUAUUUCCCCUGUCGUGAAAAUCUGAAAUUAAUAGGAGGGAAAAGUAAUAUCCGUCCUCCUCGUCCUGAACUCAAUAUGUGCCUCUUGCCUACGAUGAUGGAAGCCAGCAAGGGUAAAGAUGAUGUUUAUGAUCGUAUGCUUCUAGACUACUUCUUUUCGUACCACCAGUUCAUCCAUCUAUUAUGUCGAGUUGCAAUCAACUGUGAAAAGUUUACUGAAACUUUAGUUAAGAUGAGUGUCCUCGUUGCUUAUGAAGGUUUACCACUUCAUCUUGCAUUGUUUCCCAAACUUUGGACUGAGCUGUGCCAGACUCAGUCUGCUGUGUCAAAGAACUGUAUUAAACUCCUGUGUGAAGAUCCAGUUUUUGCAGAAUAUAUUAAAUGUAUUCUAAUGGAUGAAAGAACCUUUCUUAACAACAAUAUUGUGUACACAUUCUUGACGCACUUUCUUCUAAAGGUCCAGGGGCAGGUAUUUUCUGAAGCAAACUGUGCCAAUUUAAUCAAUACUCUGGUUACAAAUCUGAUAAAUCAAUAUCAAAGCCUGGAAUCUGAUUUCAGCAGCCAGCGAGUUGAAAUUUCCAAAGCAAGCUCUACCUUAAAUGGGGACCUUCGAGCACUUGCUUUGUUGCUUUCAGUGCACACCCCUAAGCAGCUGAAUUCGGCCCUGAUUCCAACUUUGCAAGAACUGCUAAACAAAUGCAGAGCUUGUCAACAACAGAGGAACUCAUUACAAGAGCAAGAAGCCAAAGAAAGAAAAACUAAAGAUGAUGAGGGAGCUACUCCUGUAAAAAGAAGACGGGUUAGCAGCGAUGAGGAGCAUACUGUAGACAGCUGCAUCAGUGAUAUGAAAACUGAACCAAGGGACGCAUUGACUCCAACAAGCACUUCCGAUAAUGAGACAAGAGACUCUUCUAUCAUUGAUCCUGGCACUGAGCAAGAUCCUCCUUCCCCUGAAAAUAGUUCUGUUAAAGAAUACAGAAUGGAAGUUCCAUCUUCCUUUUCAGAAGACAUGAUGUUAACUACCAGGUCACAACACACAGAAGAGCAGUCAGGCAAUGGUAAAUUUGAAGAGUGCAAGGAAUUUAAAGAUCUGCAGAGUUCCAAGGAUCCCAAUGCAGUUGAGGAUGACUCAGAGUUCCCUUCCACAUCAAUUUCAGCAGUUUUAUCUGACCUAGCAGAUCUAAGAGGCUGCGAUGGUCAAGCCUUACCAUCCCAGGACCCUGAAAAUAGUUUAUCAAUCAGUUGUGGCCAUUCCAGAGGACUUUUUAGUCACAUGCAGCAGCAUGACAUUUUAGACAUCCUGUGUAGGACCAUUGAGUCUACGAUUCAUGUGGUCACAAGGAUAUCUAGCAAAGGAAACCAAGCUGCUUCUUGACAUUAGAUGGAGCAUGUCUGCUUUUAAGGUUUUUUGUUUUCUUUUUUUUCCCCCCAAAAAAUGCUGUUUGUAUAAGUUUUGCUUAUUUCUGUUUUGUGCUUCAGUUUGUCCAGUGCUCUCUGCUUGAAUGGCAAAAUAGAUUUAUAUGCUUAAUUCUUGGUCAGGCAGAAUUCCAGAUUAAAACAUUUUUUGCAUCUACCGUACUUUUCUUAAAGGGCAAUCAGAUAAUGGAUAUGUUUUAUGUAAUUAAGAGUUCACUGUAGUGGCUUUCAUUUAAUAUGGCUGUAUGGGAGAACAGGGCCUCCUUGCCCUGUAUGAUGUAAUUUAAACUUAUGGCAUUUUUACUGUGUAUAAUAUGGUGUCCUCUGUGCCAGUUUUGUACCUUAUAAUAGAGGCAGAUUGCCUCAGAUCGCUGUGGUUCUUAUUAUCAAAAUUAAGUUUACUUGUAUACUAAACAACCACAAGAAAUUUGAUUCUGUAAAGAAUCCUCUUUAGCUGUGGCCUGGCAGUAUAUAUAUGGUGCUUUAUUUAACAGAAUACCUGUGGAGGAAAUAAAGCACACUUGAUGUAAAAUUAAUUGUUUUAUUUUUAUUGACAUGAUCAAUCGCUAUUCUGUGCAUUUCAUUAAACUGAUUGUGAUGACUUUUCAUUUGUUUACA